Papaver somniferum (opium poppy) is the source of this 2655-nucleotide messenger RNA. RefSeq lists its product as uncharacterized. The coding region runs from base 1 to 2655 and encodes 884 amino acids. Gene Ontology annotation, molecular function: RNA-DNA hybrid ribonuclease activity; nucleic acid binding. NCBI's taxonomy places the organism in Eukaryota, Viridiplantae, Streptophyta, Magnoliopsida, Ranunculales, Papaveraceae. The record is from RefSeq and is a predicted model, not a curated record. The transcript has 6 exons.
AUGGGCCUGAGAAGACCUAGGGCUCAAGAGAAAUUAAGGUCUUUGAUAAAUCAAUUUCAACCUUCAGUAGUUUUUAUAGCAGAACCUAAAAUAAAUUGCAAUGCAGCAUUUUGCAAUAAGUUGAAUUUAUCUGGAAUGCAGAACAUGGUAAUUCACAAUUCACUUUUCAAUAAGAAAGGAAACAUUUGGUUAUUUUGGAACAAGAAUCUUCCUACACCAACUGUGGUUUCAAUGUCUACUCUAAUGAUCACUGUCAACAUUGGAGGCAAUCUGGUAUAUGGAGUUCAUGCUCAUGUUGGUGUUGUGCAAAGAAGAAAUUUAUGGACUGAAAUGGAGGUAAUAAGUAGGUUCAAUCUUCCUUGGCUGGCUAUUGGUGAUUUUAAUGCAUUCCUAACUGCAGAAGAAAACUUUGGAGGGAGAGCUCCUAAUACAAGAAAUAUGCUUGAAUUCAAUAAUUGUCUGGACAAAUGUGAAUUACAACAAGCUUCAAAAUCUUUGUGUUGGAAUUAUAAAGUUGGUUUGAGAAUAGCUUCUGAUCAUUCUCCACUUUUAGAUGGUUGUGUAGAAGGGGAUCCAACUUUUGUGUUCCAAAGCAAACUUAAAAAGUUAAAAAAAGGGUUGGUGGAAUGGAACUGGAAAGUGUUUGUAAAUCUAAAUGAACAAAUCAAGGAAGCUACAAAAGAAGUUCAAGAAGCAAUGAAGUUAUCUGAUGACAAUCCACUUAAUGAGGAGUUAUUAGACAACUUAGUAAAAGCUGAAAAUAAGUUGAAUACAAAAGAAGUGCAGUUAAGUACAAUGCUUAAACUUAAAGCUAGAACCAAAUGGGUUAAAGAAGGGUCAGCAAAUACCAAUUUUUUUCAUACCAAGCUUAAAGUAAGGCAAGCAAGAAACUCAAUCUAUGAAUUGGAGAAUAGCAACAAUGAAAUCAUUAUAGAUCAAGGUAAAAUAACAGAAGAGCUUGUUAAAUUUUUUGAAGAAAGAUUCAAGUUCAAAGAAGUAAAUAUUUCAGAAACAUUGCUUGAAGUAAUUCCAAAAAUAAUCACAACAGAAGAUCAAGCUAUGUUGGAUGUUGUCCCAGCUAUGGAAGAAAUUAAACAAACUAUAUUUGAAAUGGAUCCAGAUAGCUCUCCAGGUCCAGAUGGAUUUUCAGGUAGUUUUUACAGGGCAUGUUGGAAGAUAAUUCAAGAUGAUGUGGUCAAUGCAGUUCAAUUUUGCUGGAAAAAAAUAUUUAUUCCAAAAGGAUUAAACUCUAAUUUUUUUGUGCUGCUCCCAAAAGUAGAAGGUGCAAGAUCUCCUCAGCAAUAUAGGCCAAUUGGUCUAAGCAAUGUAAGUUUCAAAAUCUUCACCAAAAUCAUUACAUCAAGAAUGUCAAUUCUCAUGCAUAAGCUAAUUUCUCCUCAACAAGCAUCAUACAUCAAAGGAAGAAACAUACAAGAUCAAAUUAUUUUAGCUUCUGAAAUGGUCAAUGAAAUGAAAAAGAAAAUAAGAAAUGGCAAUAUUGGUCUCAAACUGGAUAUAGCUCAGGCUUAUGAUUCUGUGAGCUGGAAAUUUCUUUUUCAAGUUCUAAAGAAGUAUGGAUUCUCAGAUACAUGGUGUGAAUGGCUAGGCAUUCUUUUUGAGUCUGCAAGAAUUUCAGUCAUGAUAAAUGGAGGACCAAAUGAUUUCUUUUCAGUGGGUAGAGGAUUGAGACAAGGAGACCCUAUAUCUCCAAUUCUUUUUGUUUUGAUGGAGGAUGUUCUUAGUAGAAAUAUUACAAAGUUGGUGAUGGAGGAUGAUGUUUUUAUCUUCUGCAGUGGAGCAAAGAAGAGUAUUCAAAAUCUGUUGAAACUAUUAGAAGAAUAUCAAGACAGUUCAGGCCAAGUAAUUGACAGGAGAAAAAGCAAACCUUUUGUGGAUGGAACAACCACAGCAAGAAUGAUGCAAAUUAAAGAAAUGAUGCAAAUGGAAGUGAGUAGCUUGCUUGACAAAUAUUUGGGAGUCAUCUUACAUUCUGGCAGAAUUAAAAUUGCAACUGUUUGGCCCAUAGUGGAGAUAAUGCAAAAGAAGUUGGCUAGCUGGAAAGAGGUUGGAUUCACAGAGUAUGUUAAGGAGCAUAUCAAUCUAAAAGUCUCAGACUUAAUUGUUGAAGGAAAAUGGAAUUUACCUGAGGAGCUAAAUCAAAUUCUUGCACAUUACAAUCUACCUGCAAUUGGUGUUGGUGAUGAUAUUCUAAUAUGGAAAGGAGAAAUUAAAGGACUUGCUGGUUUUGGUGUAGUGAUUAGAGAUCAUUUGAGUCAGGUAUUGGGAGUGAUAACUGGUGGAAUUGGUAUUACUACAAAUUACAUAGCAGAAGUGUAUGCAAUCAUAAGUGCAGUGGAGUUGGCUGUUGAAUGGAAGGUGCAUAAUGUAAUCCUAAAUUCAGAUUCCAAAACAGUCAUAACUAAAUUUGAAAACAACAAGAUGCCCUGGUUUGUGAAAAUGAGAUGGCAGAAGGAAAUUAGACACAUUCAGUCUAUCAUAUUCUUACACAGUUACAGGGAAACAAACUUUGCAACUGACACAGCAGCAAAGAAAGGUGCUAGAUUGGCAGCAGGGAAAAGACAAGUCUAUUAUGGAAGACCUAAUUUUCUAGCAAGAGUAGAGCAACCAAAUGUGGAAUAUUAUAGAAUCUGUUGA